UGCCACUGGAAUGUCUGUGCGUGUGUUUGUGGUAAGAGAUAGCCCUUCAGCGUGGGGAGGAGAUAAAGAGAUAACAUAACUAAACGUUUGAGAGGCAAGUGCAGCAGUUAGAACAAUCAGUAGAGAAAUGGCCUCAGCAUCGUUGCUCAACUCCUCCCCAGUCCUCGAGAAGUCCGAGUGGGUGAAGGGUGGACAAUCCAUCCGCCUCCCCUCGACUGCUGCUGUCCGCUGCCAGCCCGCCACCGCUUCAUCAGGCCUCACCAUCCGCGCAAGCUAUGCCGAUGAGCUUGUUAAGACUGCGAAAACAGUUGCCUCUCCUGGGCGUGGGAUCUUGGCCAUGGACGAGUCGAAUGCCACCUGCGGGAAGCGGUUGGCCUCAAUUGGCCUUGAGAACACCGAGGCUAACCGCCAGGCCUACAGGACAUUGCUGGUCUCUGCCCCGGGGCUUGGCCAGUACAUCUCUGGGGCCAUCCUCUUUGAGGAGACUCUCUACCAAUCCACCGUUGAUGGCAAGAAGAUGGUUGAUGUCCUUGUUGAGCAGAAGAUCGUCCCCGGUAUCAAGGUCGACAAGGGUUUGGUGCCGCUUGCUGGAUCGAACAAUGAGUCAUGGUGCCAGGGUCUCGACGGUCUUGCUUCCCGCUCGGCUGCCUACUACCAGCAGGGAGCUCGUUUUGCUAAAUGGCGUACCGUCGUGAGCAUCCCCAAUGGCCCAUCUGCCUUGGCUGUCAAGGAAGCUGCCUGGGGUCUCGCCCGCUAUGCUGCUAUCUCUCAGGACAACGGGUUGGUCCCGAUUGUUGAGCCAGAGAUCCUGCUUGAUGGAGACCACGGCAUCGACAGAACAUUCGAGGUGGCCCGGAAGGUGUGGGCUGAGGUGUUCUUCUACCUUGCUGAGAACAAUGUGAUGUUCGAGGGUAUCCUCCUCAAGCCCAGCAUGGUCACCCCAGGAGCCGAGUGCAAAGAAAAGGCCACCCCUGAGCAAGUCGCUGCUUACACCCUCAAGCUCCUAAGGACUAGAAUCCCUCCCUCCGUUCCCGGCAUCAUGUUCUUGUCUGGAGGGCAAUCCGAAGUCGAGGCAACCCUGAACUUGAACGCAAUGAACCAGCAGCCCAACCCGUGGCAUGUAUCCUUCUCAUAUGCCAGGGCCCUCCAGAACACAUGCCUGAAGACAUGGGGAGGCAGGCCCCAGAACGUGAAGGCUGCCCAGGACACUCUCCUUGUCCGGGCCAAGGCCAACUCCCUAGCCCAGCUCGGCAAGUACACCGGCGAGGGCGAGUCCGAGGAGGCCAAGAAGGGAAUGUUCGUCAAGGGAUACGUGUAUUAAGCAGUCCCUCUUUGAAGAUAGACUAUAAGGAAGCGAAUCGGCAAUAGCUCGGGUAUCGAAGGAAAAUAUUGAUGGUGGUGGAGCUCGAAGGGUUAAGGAAGUUAAUUUCUCUCAGUGUGUUGAUGGUUAAUAGCCACAGAGACUUAUUUUUGUUCACUAAAGUUUUUCUUCUCCACUAGCUGAUGAGGUCGUGUGUACUUUGUGCAUGUUCAUCCUUUAUACUAAUUUGCACGAAUUGGAUGUCAAGCUCCUAAAAUAGUUUAUAUUUUCCGACA
Messenger RNA from Punica granatum (pomegranate), 1596 nucleotides. The record is from RefSeq and is a predicted model, not a curated record. NCBI's taxonomy places the organism in Eukaryota, Viridiplantae, Streptophyta, Magnoliopsida, Myrtales, Lythraceae.